AUGGAGCUAAUGUACUAUUACAUUCCAGGUCUCUUCACCAUCCUCCUCUUCGUCUUUUUUAAAUCAAAACAGCAUACAUUGAAGAACCAACCUCCAAGCCCGCCUUCACGUCCACUUUUUGGCCACCUUCACCUAGUGAAAGAGCCAGUGAAUCGAACUCUACAAGCCGUUUCUGCCAUGUAUGGUGACAUAUUACUCCUACGAUUUGGAGUUCGAAAGGCCCUUCUCUUAACCUCACCUUCAGCUGUUGAAGAAUGUUUCACCAAAAAUGACAUCAUUUUUGCAAACCGUCCUUUUCGCCUUGCAGCUAAACACCUCAGUUACAAUUACACCACUCUUAGUGUAGCUCCCUAUGGGGACCACUGGCGCAACCUUAGGCGCCUAGCUGCAACAGAGAUUUUUUCUCCUUCUCGCAUUGCUAUGUUCACAAACACACGGAGAAAGGAAGUAAUGUUGUUGUUGAGUGAACUCAUGAAGAAAUGUGAAGUUGGUGGAGGAUUCUGUAAGGUGGAUUUGAAGUCAAAGUUUAUUGAGCUUGCAUUCAACACACUUUCCAUGACUAUUGCUGGAAAAAGGUAUUAUGGGGAGAACGUGGAGGAUGACGAAGAGGCAAGAAAAGUUCAGUUCAUAAUGAGAGAGAUGCUGGUGAUGAGUGGAAACUCAAAUUUAGGCGAUUUCUUGCCAUUUCUUCAAUGGUUUGAUUUCAAAGGCUUAGAGAAAAAGUUUUCGACUUUGAUGAAAAAGCUUGAUGGAUUUAUGCAGGAUCUGGUAGAUGAACGCCGUAGAGUUUUCUUGGCAGCAGAUUGUGUUGCUGAGAAGACAAUGAUUGAUCACUUGUUAUCUCUGCAACAAAAGGAACCUUCUUAUUAUACUGAUGAGCUCAUCAAAGGAAUUGUUAUGGUAUUGAUCAUAGCAGGGACAGAUACAAUGUCAAUAAGCAUGGAGUGGGCAAUGGCUCUUUUACUUAACCAUCCAGAAGCCAUCAAGAAGGUCAAAGCUGAGAUAGACACUCACGUGCCACAGGACCGACUACUAAACGAAGAAGAUGUUCCUAAACUUAGUUACUUACAGAACGUAAUCACGGAGACUCUACGAUUAUAUCCACCUGUUCCAUUUCUAAUACCUCAUCAAAGCUCGGAAGAUUGUAAGGUUGGAGGAUAUGACAUAUCAAAGGGGACAGUGUUGCUAGUAAAUUUGUGGGCAAUUCAGAGGGAUCCUAAGAUAUGGGAGAAUCCAACAGAGUUUAUUCCCGAGAGACACGAAGAAAGGAGAGAGGGCGGGUUCAUGAUGCUCCCAUUUGGAACAGGAAGGCGCGGUUGCCCUGGUGCUGGAAUUGCCAAUAAGGUACUUGGAUUAGUAUUGGGAACAUUGGUUCAGUCUUUUGAGUGGGAAAGAGUAAGUGAAGAAAUGGUGGAUAUGACUGAAGGUAGAGGAUUUAGCAUACCAAAAGUGCAGCCCUUAGAAGGUAUUUGCAAACCUCGACAAGCAACAAUUCAGCAUUCUCUGAUUCCUUCUUAAGCUGGAUUGGACUAUGGAUUUUAAAACCAGCUGCAACAACCUAAUGUGUGACUAAUGUUUCUUAUGCUGUAAUCUUCUUUGUUUUCAUUUGAAUGUUAAUGACCUUUGAAUUAGCA
Lycium barbarum (goji berry) is the source of this 1634-nucleotide messenger RNA. RefSeq names its product cytochrome P450 81Q32-like. The transcript is spliced from 2 exons. Bases 1 to 1518 code for a protein of 505 amino acids. NCBI's taxonomy places the organism in Eukaryota, Viridiplantae, Streptophyta, Magnoliopsida, Solanales, Solanaceae. Gene Ontology annotation, molecular function: monooxygenase activity; iron ion binding; heme binding. The record is from RefSeq and is a predicted model, not a curated record.